Erinaceus europaeus (western European hedgehog) is the source of this 2539-nucleotide messenger RNA. RefSeq names its product L3MBTL histone methyl-lysine binding protein 4 (gene L3MBTL4). The record is from RefSeq and is a predicted model, not a curated record. Gene Ontology annotation, molecular function: zinc ion binding; protein binding. Gene Ontology annotation, biological process: regulation of DNA-templated transcription. NCBI's taxonomy places the organism in Eukaryota, Metazoa, Chordata, Mammalia, Eulipotyphla, Erinaceidae. Gene Ontology annotation, cellular component: nucleus.
AUGAUAGUUGUUAGUCACACUUCAGCAUAUGCGUUGCUUAACAUGAACAAGCUUAUGUGUUACGAUUUGAGUGAUUCUUUGUCAGGCUCUCAGUGGAUGCUGGAAAGUGCAGAUAUCACUGACCCCUUGAUCUGCUGUGUCAUUUCCUAUAGAAUGACCCACAUAGACACGUUACUUCCAGCAGCUGUGCAGGAAACAUGGUCUUGGGAGCAGUACUUGAGGGAACAGAAGGCUGUGGCUGUACCAGUUGAAUUAUUUUCCAAGGAUCAAUCCUUUCCGGAGCAGGAGAAUGGUUUUCAGAUUGGAAUGAGAUUAGAAGGCAUUGAUCCUCGACAUCAAUCUCUAUUUUGUGUGCUUUAUGUAGCCGAGGUGUGUGGUUAUCGACUCAGACUUCAUUUUGAUGGUUACUUAAGCUGCUAAGAUUUUUGGAGCAAUGCUGGCUCCCCUAACAUCCGUCCCAUAGGGUGGUGUGAAAAGACCAAGCAUGAACUGCACAUUCCUAAGGGUUAUAGAAAAGAUCAGUUUGUUUGGAUGAAUUACUUGAAGGCUUGCAAAUUGCAAAAUGCUCCAAAGAAAUUACUCAGAAGCAGUUCUCCUAAUGGACCAGUGCCUAGAGAAUUUCAGGUUGGAGUGAAGCUCGAGGCCAUCGACAAGAAGAACCCUUCCCUGGUGUGUGUGGCAACCAUAGCAGAUAUUGUUGAAGAUCGCUUACGAGUACACUUUGACAACUGGGGUGAUAGUUACGACUACUGGUGUGAUGUAAAUAGUCCUUAUGUCCAGCCAGUUGGUUUGAACGGAAUAACUCUGAUAGCACCCCAUGGCUGUCCUGAUCCAGAAAAUUUUUCUUGGACAGAAUAUUUGAGAGCUACACAAACUACUACAGUGCCUUCCGAAGUUUUUCAAAUGCGGCUGCUUCAUGGUUUUUUGCCAAACAUGAUACUUGAAGUUGUGGAUAAACGAAAUCCUCAGCUAAUUCGUGUUGCUACAAUCACAGAAGUUGGCGGACCAAAGAAUAAAGUUCAUUUUGAUGGCUGGGACCAUAAGUAUGUCUACAGGGUGGACAUAGACAGCCCUGACAUUCACCCAGCUGGGUGGUGUGAUGUCACAGGGCAUCUACUAGAAGUACCAUACAUAUCCAAUGAUAUGAAGACCCUUCCAGGUCAGUCUUUCUGUCCUACUCCAGGAUGUCGAGGGAUAGGCCAUAUCUGGGGUCCACAAUAUUCGGGACACCACAGACUUGUACAGCAGGCAAAGUGUUUGAAAAUCAAAGGAAAAGAAGAUUUUGACUGGGAUAAUCUCUUCAGAGAAUAUAAUGUUGAAAACUCUGCAGAGCAGACUCACCAGUCCGUCUUCAUGCCGUCCGUGUCAGCCAGCCCCUUCCGUGACCUCCCCCUGGGAAGGGAGCAGCACUGUAAGCUUCUGCCCGGUGUGGCCAACAUCCAGGCUGGCCAGGUGGCCUGAUGGACAGUGGAUGAGCUGACUUAUUUUGUACAGUCUCUUUUGGGCUGUGAAGAGCAUUCCAAGUGCUUCAAGAAAGAGCAGAUUGAUGGUAAGGCCUUCCUACUUCUGACCCAGACAGACAUUGUGGAAGUGAUGAAGAUCAAACUGGGUCCAGCACUGAAGAUUUAUAAUUCUAUCCUCACGUGCAGGAAUUCCCAGGAUCUCACUGAAGAAGACACUUUCUCAGGCCAGGAAGUGAAGGGAUAAGUUCCACCCAACCUGCUCCUGCACCAUGUCCGGGUUCUUUCAGCAUCAGCUUGGCCCACGUCAGUUGGAGUAAGUCACUUAGGAGAGUCCAAGAAUAAGAUGAAAACUGUCUGCCUGGGCUCAGUGUAAUUGGUGAGAUGCUCUGAAGGCUUCCAGGACAAAGGACCCCUCAGGCUUCUGGACACAGGGAAACCUGGGCCUGACUCCGGCACUGGAUGGCAGGUGGGACGGACACCUGUGCCCAGCGGCACUCAAACCCUCUAGUUUCUGCAGUGAGCAAGGUCUUGGGAGAAUUGAUUUGCCCCGUGUCCAUGUGAAUAUGUGUGGUAAGGAGCUGUGUGACACAUGAUCUGGUGUGUCUUCACAGAGACACAUCACUAAGAGGGGAGCUCCCUCAAAAUAGGGAGCCUGGGCUCUAGAAUCUGGACGAUUGUGACUUCUCAUCAGACCAGCUUUGUUUGCCUGAGUGACUGACAUUUAUGUGGAGUCAGUCCACAAAUCUGAGACAAGUGUCUCUUCCUCUAGACACACCCACAGUAAAAUUACAGGUGGUCCUGUAGAAGCCAAAUGCCAUUUGUUUCUGUUUGUCCUACCUGGGCUACACCUUCUCUAGACUGGCUUUUUUCAGAUAGAAAGAACAAGACUGGAGAGAGGGGAAAAGCCACAGCAGAGAAGCUUCUUCCCAUGCGGUUGGGCCAGGCUCACCUGGGAUAUAUAUAUAUGUAAAUAGAUGCACUAUCCGGGGAAGUAUCUUGGUAGCCCACAGCUCCAUUACUUGGGGAGGGCACUCACUGGGGGCUAUAAAAAUAUCAUACCUAGGGGUCGAGCGGUA